UUGAUUAACAUUUGAUCAACUAAAUUUGACCAGUUAUUUAAACAUUGAAAACGACUCUUGUUACAAUAAGAUGAAAUUGCAUGUUUUGUUCCAUUAUGCCUUCAUGUCGUCAUGAGUAUUACGGUAAUACAUUGCUAUACCCGCGCUUGUGUGUGUGUAGAUAGGCCUACAUUCAAGUGUUAUAUUGGGUGCGUACACAAUGUCUUCUAGUCCACUAUACAAACUAGAUUUGUUAUUUGUAAUAGACUACUACACAGCUGUCAUUUGAAUCGUAAUGUCACUUUGACACCGCCAAUGUCAUAGCAUAUAUGUCAUUUCACAUACUGUCAUUCCCUGUAAAAGAUUAUGACCCCUUUCCAUUAGAAGUGACAACACCAGUGACAGUUUAUUUCUGAUACAACAAAUAUUAGUGACUGUUAAUGUCAAGUGUCAUUAUUUCUGAGAAGAAAAUGUCUGCGUAAUCCACAUAUCUUUAUUCAGUCAAGCAGUGGCAGGAGAUGACUUUCAACAGAUCGCCUACAACUAGGCCUAUACCUGAAAGUGCACGCACCUCAAACUGUGAUAGGGACAUCAGCGCGCUAAAUGAAACAAUUUUGACAGCUGCAGCCGUCAUGUUUAAACUAUAUAUGGGAUGACUUUACUCGCAUAAAAACUGGAUGGAAACGUGGUUAUUGAGGCGAUAUUGAACAAAGAUCUUUCUCUCCUGUCACACUGUAAGUCACAUCGAUCUGUGUCUGACUGUGUCCGUGAUGCGCUGCCUCGUUCAGAAGAAAACAUGCCUUGUCAUUUUAUCUGCACUGCUACUGUACGUCCUCCUCCACUACUGGACUGGAAGGGCCACCACCACUGUUGAUGUGGGACCAGGUCAGAGCUACAAGGCACAGAAGGUUCUGAAUGAUAGGCUGCAAGAUGUCCCGAAUAGUUCUGACAAUAUCCCAUAUGUCCUGAAGGAAAGUGUGGCAGGGCAUCUGGCACUGAAUGGGUGUGUGUGUGUGGCAGAUAGGAAGCCUGCCAUAGACCUGCCCUUUGCUCAAGUGCUGUUCCCCCGUGUCUGGACCCAGGAUGACUUCCACACAGCCUUCCAGGAGAAAGAGCUAGCCCAGGUGAAGAGUCACAGGCAGCAGGAGUACAACAGCUUCCAGCAGAGGUACCAGAGUCCCGCAGACCUCCUUGUUAUAGCAGAAGCCAACAGUCCCCUGCAGUACCCUACCCAGGGGGUGGAGGUUCGCCCUCUCAAGACUAUCGUUAUCCCUGGGUUGGGUCUGAAAGAAAAGCAUAGACAACUUCAUACAGUGACUCUUACUGCUACCCUGGGGACAUUUGAUGUGUCAGCCACCGUAGACGGGGUCUCAGUUAGAGGACAGGGAGAGAUGAACAUGACUCUGUCCAGUAGACACCUCUCCACUCUGAACAGACAACUACAGUUUGUCACCUACACCAACACCCGGUUCCACCCCAGGACUGCUGACACAGUGCAAUUUGAGACUGAUGGACACCAGUCAGUUUUUACCAUAAAGGUUGGACAUGCUGUUAUUCCUAAACUCUAUCACUCAGCUUCCACUGGAGAAUACAACAUAAGCUCACUUGUCACCAUAGCUACCAAGACAUUUCUGCGUUAUGACAAACUGCAGGAUCUGAUUGACAGCAUACGGCAGUUCUACCCCACAGUCUCCAUAGUUAUAGCAGAUGACAACGAGCACCCCCAGCCAGUGACGGGUCCACACAUUGAACAGUACAUUAUGCCGUUUGGGAAGGGUUGGUUUGCAGGGAGGAAUCUGGCUGUCUCCCAGGUGACUACCAAGUACGUGCUGUGGGUGGACGAUGACUUCCUCUUCACCUCCAACACCAGGCUGGAGAAGAUGGUGGAGGUCCUGGAGAAGACCACCCUGGACAUGGUGGGUGGUGCUGUGAGAGAAGCUACAGGCUACACUGCUACUUUCCGCCACACCAUCUCAGUGGAGGAAGGGGGUGAGGAGGGGGACUGUAUACACAUCAGAAACGGAUACCAUCAUGCCAUCCAGGGCUUUCCUAACUGUGUCCUAGCCGACGCUGUUAUCAACUUCUUCAUGGGGAGGACAGACAAGGUGCAGCAGGUUGGAUUCGAUCCUCGUCUGAAUCACGUGGCUCAUCUUGAGUUCUUCAUCGACGGGCUGGGGAUCCUCCACAUCGGUUCCUGUGAUGACAUCAUCGUAAACCAUGCAUCUAAGAUCAAGUUGCCAUGGGGCAAGUCGGACAGUGAGAAGGCCUACGCCAAGUUCCGCUACUCCUCAUCGGAUGCUGCCCAAAUCAGAAAUGCCCUUUUUUACUUCAAGAACAGAUUCAAAUGCAUGUCUAGUAAUUGAAACAGGCUCAACGAACUAUCACUUGAAGUUUUAAAACUGGUAGCACAAGAAAAAAUGUUGCACUGAGCAGCCAUUUUUAGUCAUCACCAACAUCACCAUAUGGGGCACAGGGGCACGUUCCCCCCUCGGAUUGGUCCUGUUAAAAAAAAAAGAAUACUUUUUUGUACGUAAUUUUUGUUGUUGUUGUUUCUCUGUAAUACUACUAGCCACCUA
This is a messenger RNA of Coregonus clupeaformis (lake whitefish), 2555 nucleotides long. RefSeq names its product beta-1,4 N-acetylgalactosaminyltransferase 1. Gene Ontology annotation, biological process: ganglioside biosynthetic process. Gene Ontology annotation, cellular component: Golgi membrane. The coding region runs from base 750 to 2342 and encodes 530 amino acids. The transcript is spliced from 12 exons. NCBI's taxonomy places the organism in Eukaryota, Metazoa, Chordata, Actinopteri, Salmoniformes, Salmonidae. Gene Ontology annotation, molecular function: hexosyltransferase activity. The record is from RefSeq and is a predicted model, not a curated record.